AUGGUUGCCUCGUCGUUGGCCGGGAGCGUUCUGCUUCUGGCGCUGGGCUUCUCUCAGCAAGUUGCGGCGGCCUGCACCCGCACUAUCACGGCUCGGCCGGGAGACACUUGCGCGUCUCUGGCUGCUGAGGCCGGGAUCACGGUGACAGACUUCCUGAGGUCCAACCCCUCCGUCACCAGCUGCUCACAGCUUGUUGCUGGCGGAACAUAUUGCGUUCAAGGCACGGCAGACAGCGCACCGACCCCUAGUUCAACCUCCAGUUCCUCCAGUCCCGCAUCUUCGCCCACGGGACUGGGGGUCAGCACGGAUGGUUCCUGCGGCAAUGGCAUCACCUGCGCCGGGUCGAGCUUUGGCCCCUGCUGCUCGCCUCACGGAUAUUGCGGCAGCACCGACGACUACUGUGGAACUGGCUGUCAACCCGAAUUUGGCUCCUGUGGCAGCGGAGUGGGCGCCACCACACCGGCGGUAACGGUGACGGUCACAGUGACCGACACCACCAUUACAGCUGUAACUCGCACUUCUCUGGUCUACCAGACGUCUACUCUUACCGACAUCAUCACGCGGACAAAGACCACCACCGCCGCCACGGCGACCGUCACGCUGACCACCAUCAAGACAUCGACCAGCACGCGCACGGUGGACCUGACAUCCUUCUCCAUCAACACCAUCACCAGUAUCGUCACUUCCACUCGCGUGGUCACUUCUAACGGAUGCGGCACGCCCACAACCCCUAUCACAACCACAACCACGCAGGUACAGCCCGGAAACCCGUCUCCUACGCUGCCUGGCACUCCCAGAAACUGCAAGGAUUUUGAUCUCAUCCAGCGCGGUGACACAUGCCGGAGCAUUGCCAUACGCAACGGCCUCUCUCUCCUGGAAUUCUAUUCACUCAACCCGUCGGUGAGCGCAGACACCAUCGUCCUGUGCACGGGAGACCUGCCCGACCUGGUACUAAGUGGCCUGUGCCAGAUUUCGUGCGACGCCCUGUGGCCGGGCUACUACGUGUGCGUGGGGAGAUGA
Molecule: messenger RNA, 1020 nt
Organism: Thermothielavioides terrestris NRRL 8126
Lineage: Eukaryota; Fungi; Ascomycota; Sordariomycetes; Sordariales; Chaetomiaceae
Product: carbohydrate-binding module family 18 protein
Exons: 3
Coding region: 1-1020 (339 amino acids)
Molecular function (GO): chitin binding
Source: RefSeq, a predicted model, not a curated record